AUGUUAAUCCUAUGGAACACUAUUUUAGCCGUAUUUUCUAUCAUAGGCUUUACGAGAUGCGCCCCACAGUUCUGGCACUUGUAUCGUACCAAAGGCUUUAUGGCCACUAUAUGCCAGUCUGAUUACUACCGAGACAUUAGGGUACUAUUAUGGUACUACUUAUUUGUUUGGUCUAAAGUGCCUGAACUCAUUGACACCAUGUUUAUUGUGCUACGCGGCUCGAAGCUAAUUAACCUACACUGGAUACACCACUGCCUAACCCUGGUAUACAGUUGGUACAGCAUUGGUGACCAACCGGCCACUACCCAGUGGAUGAUCACGAUGAAUUAUGGCGUACACUCACUAAUGUAUACAUACUAUGUCUGUAUGGCCUGUGGUUGGCGGCUAUCCCGUCGCCUAAGCGCAUGCAUAACAAGCUUACAAGUCGUCCAAAUGAUGGCCGGAUUUUACAUUAAUUAUGUGGCAAUGAAUAGGAAACUCAAUGGCCAGCCGUGCGAUGUGUCACUACAUGUGGCCAAAACCGGAGUUACACUGUAUGCUCUGUUUAUGGUGUUGUUUAUGAACUUUUUUGUUAAAUCCUACUUGCUUAAACCACUAUCUGUUAAGCCAACUAGAGUUAAGCGUGAUUAA
Medioppia subpectinata is the source of this 630-nucleotide messenger RNA. Lineage: Eukaryota; Metazoa; Arthropoda; Arachnida; Sarcoptiformes; Oppiidae. The record is from the annotation of a GenBank genome assembly.